GCGCCCAAGCCUCUUAAUCGUCGGUCGCUGAGUCUAAGCUGCAACAGUUCUGACCUGUCCAUCGCGCCUGAAAAAGACCUAUCUCCUGGCACUCUUGUAGCGACUACGCGUCUCUUGGCCACAUGUAACCAGCUGCCAGAGAUGAAGCAGUGCUCGAAAUCAAAUCAUACUCGUCACUCUCGACUGGCUGGAUCUCAUAUCAGAAAAUCGGCCGAAUACAGCCCUUUGCGUCUCGAUUCAGACGUAAAAACGCUUCCUGGGUCACGGAUCUCUAGCCUUGCUCCCCAACCGCCCACGGCGCCUGAACAAGCCUUGAAUGAACGCACAAUUCCGCGAUUUGAUUUCAAUGCGCAUUCGUCUUAUGAUUGUCUGAUCUCUAAUCAUGGGCGUCGACUUACUGAACAGCUAACCAGCCCUUCUUCACAUCUUCUCACUGCUCAUCUGGUCUCACUCGGCCUCAGACCGGCAAUCGCUUCUAUUGAAUGCACCCCGACGGCUGAGGAUAUCAACGGACCGCUAAUCUCUUCCACUCCAAUGCCCCUCUUGCCCAACGAUCUGGACUCUGUUGCUGCUGCUGAUCUCAUCUCCAGAAGCGCAAGAAUUCCACGCUCCAAUAUCGUCGAUGAAUCUUUGUCCCACAUACGCUCUGUCGGCAUUCCAACGACAUCUGAGCAGCUAUUCUCCACAGGGUUCACCUUCUGUCUGAACCAGCAUAUGAACACUCAACCGAUUGACUCUUAUCUGGCUGACAUCGAAAAUAAUUCUGUCGUGAUAACCGCAUGA
Messenger RNA from Protopolystoma xenopodis, 783 nucleotides. The record is from the annotation of a GenBank genome assembly. Lineage: Eukaryota; Metazoa; Platyhelminthes; Monogenea; Polystomatidea; Polystomatidae.